AUGGGAAGUAGAUGUGUUGCCACGACCGACCCUGCUAAGUACAGCAAGGAAGUUAUUUUUCUAGCAAUGUGCAUCUCCUCUGAGCUCUUAGCAGGUGGUGGUGGUGGUGGUGGUGGUGGUGGUGGUGGUGGUGGUGGUGGUGGAAGUUUAAAUACUUUAGACUGGGGAAAAAAUGGUUUAGCAUCAUCACUGGGUGAUGCCAUUUUUAUAUGGAAUGGAUCAAAAGAGAUUCAGAAAAUUACAGCUUUUGACGAAACAAAUCGAGAAAUGUUUGCCACAGCACUGAAGUGGAAUAAGAGCGGUAAUCAUCUCGCAAUAGGAAUAGAGAGAUCCUGUAUUCAGGUGUGGAAUGCAACAUCACUUAAGAAAGUACAAGAAAUGUGGUGUACAUGUGCAGUCAGUAGUGGCUGUGUAAUAGCAGCUCUUGAAUGGCAUCCAAGGGAGAACAUUUUGUCAUAUGCAUGGCAUCCAUGGGAUUCAUCACUGAUUGUAACAGCAGGUAUCACAAGUGAAGGUGACUUGUAUCUUUGGAACAUUGAAAAAGUCAGUAUUGUAGCAAAAUAUACAGCUGGAGAUGGAUGUCUAUCAAAGGUUAUAGCCUUAACUUGGAGUCCUGUUACUGCUGAACUUGUAGUGAGCAUGCAAGUAAAUCGUAACUCAAAUGAUGCAGAUGUUGCUUGGAAGACUGAAAUAUUGGUACUUGCUAGUCUUACUAAGGUUGUCGACAAACUUGACAUGGAAGGUACUCACUGUCAUAGUCCAUACCUUUUGUGGAGUCCUGAUGGACAUGACAUUGCCACUGCCAGCUCUGAUGAGACACUGCGAAUCUGGAAUUUUCUUGGUGUGGAAAAAAGGAGAUGCCCAUUCCCAACUCAUAAGAAACUAUUUAAAAAGCCUAGAUUAAAUAUCAGAAGCUAUUGUCUUACACCUUUUAAUUAUAUUAGCUGUAUUAUUCGCUGA
Schistocerca serialis cubense is the source of this 960-nucleotide messenger RNA. RefSeq lists its product as uncharacterized. Gene Ontology annotation, biological process: positive regulation of anaphase-promoting complex-dependent catabolic process; positive regulation of ubiquitin protein ligase activity; anaphase-promoting complex-dependent catabolic process. Gene Ontology annotation, cellular component: anaphase-promoting complex. The record is from RefSeq and is a predicted model, not a curated record. The coding region runs from base 1 to 960 and encodes 319 amino acids. The transcript has 7 exons. NCBI's taxonomy places the organism in Eukaryota, Metazoa, Arthropoda, Insecta, Orthoptera, Acrididae. Gene Ontology annotation, molecular function: protein binding; anaphase-promoting complex binding; ubiquitin ligase activator activity.